UUGUGUUCAAAACUCGCUAGUUUUAUUGCAGUCAAUGCAUUGUUAAAAUGUUACGAAGUAUCUACUUGUUGAUUUUCAUUUUUGUGUCAUGUUAUGGACGAGACAGUUUAUCUUAUAGAUAUAAUAAUAAUACAUACAAAAUAUAUUCACCGCAUUUGAAAUGGCAAACUGCAUUGGAAAAGUGCGCUUCAAAGGAAUGGGAAUUGUUUUAUCCGAAAAAUGAGAAAGAAUUAAUAAUAGCUAAAAAGCUUAUGACCGAGAUGGAAUUAAAACACAUAUUUGUUGGUAUCACUUCCAAAGAAAAAAAUGGUGUAUACACGACAAUUGAUGGAAGAAAUAUGAGCGAAGUUUACGGUAAGUGGGGCGCAGGAGAGCCGAAUAACGCAGGAGGACACGAGGAGUGCGUGGUGCUUAGAGUUGAAGGCACAUACAACGACGACGAUUGUUCACACCAAUUUCCAUAUAUUUGCACAAAACGUCAGCCACGAUUAGAUGUGACUAACAGAGAUAGUAGUGUUCCAGCAGAAAAAUCGAAGGACAAAUUUUUUAGAAAUGAUUACAAAUAUUUGGGACACAAAGAUAGUUUCUAUAAAGCACAUCAAGUACCAAGGCAAUGGGAGAGUGCGAGGCGGAAAUGUAUUAUGGAAGGUGCAUCGCUUUUCUAUCCUGAAGAUGAAGUCGAAGUGCACGAGGUGAUCCACUAUCUGAACCAGACUCAGCCCUGGUUCCAAUACAUGUUUAUUGGUAUUUCUACGCGGCUAGCGAAUGGAGUAUACAUGACAGUUGAUGGAGAAUCUAUCCGUAACGUGUAUAAUGAGUGGUACAGAAAGGUACCGAGUGGUGCCAAUGGCAGACACAGUUGCGUCACAUUAUCGCGGGAAGGUUUUUUGAAUGACAUCAAAUGUUCCGAAGAGCGACCGUUUGUAUGCAAGAAGAAAGCGGCCUCAAUUGAGUGGAACAAAGACUGCAAUGUACCUGACAAAGACUAUAAGUACAACGCUAAUAUGGACAAAUGUUACAAAUUUCAUUUGCAACGAUUGAACUGGAGAGACGCGCUUGGAGCGUGCGACGACGAGCAAGCAAAAUUAGCCAUUAUCAAUACCGUGGAGGAAGCUAAUUAUCUGGUCAACAUAUCUAACAAUACCCCAAAGGAAAUGGUGCGAGGAUGGUACUUGUGCCCUUAUGUACAUUUAGGAUACCAUUAUGAUACUACUGAAAAUGACUGGAGAACGAUUGAAGGGGAAUCUUUGGAGAAAACGGGAUACGCGGUGUGGGAUAACUAUCAGAUUGAUGGUGAAGAUGAGAGAUGUGGUGCCAUGCUUUACAACGGACGUCUGAAUGACGUCAGCUGCGAAAACCUCAAAUGUUUUUUCGUUUGCGAGAAAGAGAUUGGCUACGGAAAUUUUAAUUUGACUUCAGAUAUAAGAUAAUAAGCGACUGAAAUAAAGUCGCACAAAUGAAUCGAUAUUUUUAUGAUUCUUUGUA
Papilio machaon (common yellow swallowtail) is the source of this 1485-nucleotide messenger RNA. RefSeq names its product macrophage mannose receptor 1. The record is from RefSeq and is a predicted model, not a curated record. Bases 48 to 1430 code for a protein of 460 amino acids. Lineage: Eukaryota; Metazoa; Arthropoda; Insecta; Lepidoptera; Papilionidae. The transcript is spliced from 7 exons.